AAACAUGGCUUCAAAUUGCGUUUACGUCGACUUGUAGAUCCGUCAAAAAACAAACUUAACCCUAUCUAGUGGAAAAUUGUGAUAUUCUAACCUAGACAAAGUGAAUUUUUGAAAUUAGUGUAUCGAAAGUGUAAAUCUUUUUUCCUUUUUACUUAAUUUGAAGCCAAUUUAACUUCUUUUCGUUUUAAUUCAGUACAAAAUGGCGGCUGACCGUGCUCUUCAAAGAGCAGUUUGUAACUAAGUUACAUUUUAAUUAUUUUAUUUGAAAAUUAUACUUAUUUUAACGUUAUGAAAACGUUUAGGAAUGUUUAUAGUGCUUAAUGAAUUAAUUUUAAACUCGGUUUUCUGCCAUAAAACACUAGAAAAUACUAAGUUUCAGUUGGAAAAUGCCAGAAAUGGGAGAUGUGUCGGACUCGGAUAAUUCAGAAUCAGGCUCAGAAAACGGCAGUAAAAGCGACUCGUCCAGCAAUAAUUCAGGGAGUGGAUCGGGAUCCUCAUCUACUGACGGUUCGGAAAGCGGUGGCGAGAAUGUUGAAAACGGUUCUUGCCACAAGGGAGACGAAAACGAACAUAGCCCAGACACAAAUCCAUCUAACCCAGCUAGUCCGGACGCGAGGCACGACACAUCAAAGGAGUCAGAAAAAAGUUCCGACUCUUGUACUAUCCGAAGAUCUAUAAGGACGCGAAGGGAACCCGAAAGACUUCAAAGUAGAGAUAGUGACCGAACUAGUAGUGAUAAAACCAGCGGUAGCAAAAGUGAUGAGUGGAAGUACAAUGACGCGAGUUCUUCAGAAUCGGAAGAGGAGAAAGAGAAGCCGCCGCCCAGCAAGCGGAUGGGCGUCAGAACUCGAGCCCCUGUGAUAAAAAGGAAGCUCGUCAAGAGGAAAAAACGGAAUAAAUACAGUUCCGAUGAGGAAGAAACGAGCGACGAGGACAGCGACGACGAAAGCAGAAGGGCCGUGUCUCGGAGGAAAGCAACGACUGUAAGCUACAAGGAAGAUAGUGAAGAAAAGACAGAUUCUGAAGAUUUAUUAGAAGUAGAAAACGAACAAGUUGAGCCUGUUCCUGAAGAAAAAUUCGAAACGAUCGAGAAGGUUUUAGCAGCCAGACGAGGGAAAAAAGGAGUUACUGGUAAUAUCACUACUAUUUAUUACGUGGAAGAAAACGGCGACCCCAAUGCAAAUAUAAACGAAAAAGAUAGCGAGAAUUGCGAAGAUCAGUAUUUGAUAAAAUGGAAAGAUUGGGCUCACAUACACAACACGUGGGAAUCCGAGCGCAGCCUGAAAGAGCAAAAAGUUAAGGGGAUUAAGAAGCUCGAUAAUUACAUUAAAAAAGAAUUGGAAAUUCAGCAGUGGUUGAAAUAUUCAACGCCCGAGGACGUCGAAUAUUACGAAUGUCAAAUGGAACUAACUCAGGAUCUUAUGAAAAGUUAUAACGAAGUCGAUAGGAUCAUAGUAGCUAAAUACAACAAACCAGAUGGCGGAACGGACUAUUACAUUAAAUGGCAAAGUCUUCCCUACGCCGAAUCGACGUGGGAAGAUUCUGGCCUUAUACGAAGGAAAUGGCCGGAGAAAAUUAGCGAAUUCGAAACGCGGGAACAGUCGAGUAUGACCCCAACUAGGCAUUGCAAAGUACUUAAAUACCGACCUAAAUUUCACGAAGUGAAAACCCAGCCGGAAUAUAUGAUGGGGAAAGAUAAGAAUUUAAUAUUGAGGGAUUACCAGAUACACGGCCUGAAUUGGAUGAUUCACUCCUGGACCAAGGAGAACUCGGUCAUCCUUGCGGACGAAAUGGGACUUGGUAAAACUAUUCAGACAAUAUGCUUUCUAUACUAUCUCUUCAAUACGCACCACCUUUACGGGCCGUUCUUGUGCGUUGUGCCGCUUUCUACAAUGACUUCGUGGCAACGGGAGUUUUCCCAAUGGGCUCCGGACUUGAACUUUGUUACUUACUUAGGAGACGUCCAGUCGAGAGAUACGAUUCGACAAUUUGAAUGGUGCUUUGAGGGAUCGAAGCGUUUAAAAUUUAAUGCUGUUCUUACUACUUACGAGAUCGUUUUGAAAGAUAAAGCAUUUCUUGGUAGUUUAAAUUGGGCUGUUCUUUUAGUUGACGAAGCUCAUAGAUUAAAAAACGAUGAUUCUUUACUUUAUAAGGCUUUAAUGGAGUUCGACACAAACCAUAGGUUACUUAUUACGGGUACACCUUUACAAAAUAGUUUAAAAGAAUUGUGGGCUCUUCUACAUUUCAUCAUGCCGGAAAAAUUUAAUCAUUGGGAGGAGUUCGAAAAGGAACACGAAAACGCCUCAACGAAGGGUUACGGGAAACUCCACAAGCAACUCGAACCAUUUAUUCUUAGAAGGGUCAAAAAGGACGUAGAAAAAUCGCUACCGGCUAAAGUAGAGCAAAUCCUACGAGUCGAAAUGACGUCGAUUCAAAAACAAUAUUACAAGUGGAUAUUGACAAAAAAUUACAACGCAUUGAGGCGAGGCGUAAAAGGCUCUACCACAACAUUCUUGAACAUCGUCAUCGAGUUAAAGAAAUGCUGCAACCACUCCUAUUUAAUCAAACCAACCGAUCACGAAAUCCACAAUACUCAGCAAGACCAACUGCAAAAGUUGCUAAGAGGCUCCGGAAAACUAGUUCUUUUAGAUAAAUUGUUAAUUAGAUUGCGCGGUACAGGUCACAGGGUUCUUAUAUUUUCGCAAAUGGUCCGGAUGCUCGACAUUCUCGCCGAGUACCUGCAACUGAGGCACUUCCCGUUCCAACGGCUCGACGGCGGCAUCAAAGGCGAACUGAGGCGGCAGGCGUUGGACCAUUUCAACGCGGAAGGUUCGCAGGAUUUCUGUUUCCUCUUGUCGACGCGAGCCGGCGGCUUAGGUAUUAAUUUGGCUACGGCGGAUACUGUGAUAAUCUUCGAUUCCGAUUGGAACCCCCAAAACGAUCUUCAGGCGCAAGCCAGAGCGCACCGAAUCGGGCAGAAAAAUCAAGUCAACAUUUACAGGUUGGUAACGGCGCGAUCUGUUGAGGAAGAAAUCGUGGAACGCGCCAAACAAAAAAUGGUACUCGACCAUUUGGUUAUUCAAAGAAUGGACACCACUGGCCGGACAGUCCUCGAUAAAAAAGGCUCCUCGAACAACACCCCCUUCAACAAAGAAGACUUAACUGCUAUCUUGAAGUUCGGCGCCGAGGAAUUGUUCAAAGACGAAGAAGAAGAUGAAGAACCUAACUGUGAUAUUGAUGAAAUCCUCCGGCGCGCAGAGACCAGGGACGACGCCCCCGCCAUGGCGGGCGACGAGCUCCUCUCGGCCUUCAAGGUGGCCAGUUUCGCCGCUUUCGACGAGGACGCCGAACCGUCGCCGGUAAACCACACGGCGGACGAGGAAAGCAAAGACUGGGACGAAAUUAUUCCGGAGAGGCUCCGCAAGAAGGUCGAGGAAGAGGAGAAGAACAAGGAAAUGGAAGAUCUGUACCUGCCGCCGCGUAGCAGGAAGACCCUCCAGCAAAUCAAUCAAUCCGAGAGCGACGGCGAAGAGGGCAAAGGCAGGAAAAAAGCGAAAAAAGAUGGCGAAGAAUCGGCCGGCUCGACGGGCGAGGAAUCCGACGAAGAACGACCGAAGAAACGCGGUAGAACAUCCACAAAAGAAAAAAUCAAGAAUUUCACCGACGCCGAGAUCAGGAGGUUCGUGAAGAGCUACAAGAAAUUCAGCGCGCCUUUGAAGAGACUGGAAGCCGUCGCGUGCGAUGCCGAGCUGCAGGAAAAACCGCUCGCGGAGUUGAAGAAAUUGGGCGAAAUGCUCCACGACAGGUGCAGAACGUUCAUGAACGAACAGGCCAAGGAAAACACCGAAUCCAACACGCAAGACGAGCAAAAAGGCCGCAAGCGCGGCACUUCGUUCAAAUUGGGCGGCGUAUCGGUGAACGCGAAGACCAUGUUGGCCUGCGAAGAAGAGCUACAACCGCUCGACGAGGUGAUACCCCCCGAGCCGGAGGAACGGAACAAAUGGUCCUUCGACGCGAAGACGAAAUCCGCGCACUUCGACGUCGAAUGGGGCGCCAAAGAGGACACGAAACUGCUGAAAGGCAUAUACAUAUACGGUUUGGGUUCGUGGGAGCAAAUCAAGCUGGAUCCGUUGCUGAGCAUCGGCGAUAAAAUCUUCCUCAACAACGAAGACAAGAAGCCGCAGGGUAAGCACUUGCAAUCGAGGGCCGAGUAUCUACUUAAGGUGAUGAAGAAGCAACUGGACCAGAAGAAGGGCGUGCAGAAGCCGAAGCGCCAGAGGAAGCGGGAUACUAAAGUUUUGACGAAAGAGAUCAUCGAAGACGACGCCAGUUCGAACGACGGAUCGACUAUGCAGUCCGCGGCGGCGUCGAAGAAAGCGGCGAAAGCCCAGUUGAAGAGAGAAAAGGAGGAGAAAGACGAUGCUUUGGCCGAAAAGAAGGAGAAGAAAAAGGAAAAGAAGAAGGAGAAGAAAUCGUCGGGUCCUAUGCAUUUUUCCACGAACGAACCGAUCGCUUUGAACAUAUUGGGCGGUUUGGAUCCAACGAAAUUCAACGAAUGCAAGGAAAAAAUGCGACCUGUAAAGAAGGCGUUGAAAGCUUUAGAUAAUCCUGACCAAUCGAUGACGGAAGCUGAGCAAGUACAGCACACUAGAGACUGCCUGUUGAAAAUCGGAGAACAAAUUAACAUGUGUUUAAAGCAAUAUUCGGACCCAGAAAAAAUUAAAGAAUGGAGAAGCAAUCUAUGGUACUUUGUCUCAAAAUUUACCGAAUACGAUGCCAAGAAAUUAUAUAAGUUAUAUAAAAAAGCUUGCAAGAAAAACGAAAAAGGCGAUAAAAAAGAUAAAGAUGAAGGUGCUUCAACGAGUACCGAACAGGUGAGAACCAAAACAUCCAAAGCCGAAGCCAAAGAAAUCAAAGAGCACAAAAGGAAGCACGAAAGCGAUGCCGAAAAGGAAGAUACAAAGAAGCAUCACAGCGAAAGCAGGAAGGAGCGAAGGGAGAAAACUGAGAAAGAGCGAAAGAGGCCUAGAGAGGAAACUAGCGAGGAUGAUGAAUAUCGUUUUAGUAGACAUAGGAAACCUGGUAGUUCGCAGAAAUCGUUUCGACAUGAACAAGCGCACUCCGAGAUGGAAAGGUGGAACGCCCAGCAACGAGACAGAUUCGCGGGGGACCACAAAAGGUCCGAGUACCACAGACCGCCUAGUUUCCAACGGGAACGGGAUUACCAACGUCUCGAAAAAAGGUCUCCGGAGAAGAUUGACUGGAGGCAAUAUCCUAGAGGUAGAGAAAUGAUGCCAAUUAUGCCAAAUCAGCCGUUUUUGUAUCCAGGAUUUUCCCAAACGGGGCCCAUGUACCAGCAUGAUCAGCCAUUUCCUAGAGAGAGGUUUUUAGGAGACUGGAGGCCCCCCGAUCGAAGUAGACGAUACGAUAGAUACCAGCAAUAGUUUCUUUUUUCUUUUUUAGUUAAAAAGUACAUGUUCAAAUGUGCAUUGUAAAAGUUACUUGGUAACGUCUGAGAAAUUAUCGAGAAGAUUAUUUUAUUCUUUAUAUACUUUGCGGAAUGGACGUGAAUAGGUGAUUGUCCUUCACAAUUGAAUGGGAUGCUCCAUCAAAUUUUUAGUCAUUUUUUUUUAUUUUAUUGAAGAAAACAUGCAAACGGUUUUGUUGUCCGGAUGAAGCACCCUAUUUAAAUUAGUCUAUUUAUUAGUUUUUGAUUUGCAUUUCGCUCAAUAAUUUCUCACGAAAAUUGCAUUUUUGAUUACCAAAUGUUUUGUAAUUAAUUUAAUUGUACAUUUUUAUUGUAUUGAGGAGGCCGCAUGUAUGUUAAUAAAAAUAUUUGUAUAAGCAGGCCCGUCAUCUCAUCUGUAAAAAAAUUAAUGUACAUACGGAUAGAUAAAUAUGUUUUGAUAUAAUUUGAC
Messenger RNA from Phyllotreta striolata, 5918 nucleotides. Lineage: Eukaryota; Metazoa; Arthropoda; Insecta; Coleoptera; Chrysomelidae. The record is from the annotation of a GenBank genome assembly.